CUCGCCUGCGUUGGCACUCGCGCUGCUGACUUUGCGGUUCUACUACGUCGGUACUCAGCGUUCGGACAGACUUGGGUGGCCGUCAGAUCUCAUGUUCCCACAGAAGAAAAGGCCGCAGUACAUGUCGAGGGGGACGUACAGGAUAGCGCAAUGCAGACAGUACCCAGCACUUAUUGCCACGGCCUGGAUGGACUCCAGACCUGUGCAUCUGAUCGCCACGGGGUGCUCCACCACGCAGACCCACACUACCAUUCUGGAAUGGGUGGCGUGAACACCCACGACCAGAUCCACCUUCAACGGUAUUCGAUACAGCGUUGCGUGGCAUUCAAGAACUACUACUGCCAACGAUUUCUCGCCUUCAUAGAUAUGGCACUCGUCAAUGGCUUCAUUCUUCACACGAUGGUAAUGAAGCGGAAAGGUAAGCGUGCGCCCACGUAUGCGGAGUACAUGCGGCAGCUUCACGUGGAGUUACUUGCAGUUACGGCUAUAAGCUUCCGUACCAACCAACACGCAGAAGAUCUGGCGAGUGUGCCGAACGGAAAUCUUGACCACGUGCUGCGCGCACUGAUGAACUAUACAAGGCUAAAUUCGGCAAGAGCAAAGGGAAGAGCAAAACUCGACAGCAUCUCUGCAAACCACGGCGACGCCGUGACGCAUUUGGAGAACUCUGAUCACUUUGAGCAGGAGAUCAACACAGAGAUGGUUGCGCAUCGCGCCAUAUGCAAACUUGCCCAAUUGCGAGCGUAA
Phytophthora infestans T30-4 is the source of this 747-nucleotide messenger RNA. RefSeq lists its product as uncharacterized. NCBI's taxonomy places the organism in Eukaryota, Oomycota, Peronosporomycetes, Peronosporales, Peronosporaceae. The transcript has 3 exons. The annotation marks the transcript as partial. The record is from RefSeq and is a predicted model, not a curated record.